Dicrocoelium dendriticum is the source of this 886-nucleotide messenger RNA. The record is from the annotation of a GenBank genome assembly. NCBI's taxonomy places the organism in Eukaryota, Metazoa, Platyhelminthes, Trematoda, Plagiorchiida, Dicrocoeliidae.
GUCCUCAUCCGUCAGAUUUACUGUCGCGUGAUCACCUCGUGGUUCAAAUGUUGAGUAACUUUGUGAAUUCUCACUUAAGCCUGCUAACACUGACUGUGUCUGAUAUGACGAAAGACUUCUCUGAUGGGGUUCUACUCGUCCUUCUUAUGGGUCUUUUGGAGGGCUAUUUCGUCCCCUUUCAUGUCUACCACCCGACGCCCAGCACAGAGGCAAUGCGAUUGCACAAUGUGAGGCUGGCGUUCGAUUUGAUGUUGUCGGCGGGUGUUGGUGAACCACCUGCUCAACCAGAGGAAAUAGUGAGCGCUGAUCCAAAAGCUAUCAUGCGAGUUCUAUACAACUUGUAUUCAUUCUACGAGCGUCUGAAUACGGAACGCCGGCGGCACGAAAUUGCUAACAUUCGCGAGCAAGAUGAGCCCGAAGACUCGGUGAACGCUGCACAUCCCAGCGAUGACCACUCGAAUUCACUCUAAAUGAUAUAGAUGCUUUCCUGUUUUCUCGGUGUAUGCACCAGCUUUUGCUUGUCUUAUCGCUUAUGUGAUACUGUACUUGUCUUUUUGAUUUAUUACACACUAAUCUUAUGCUCUUUUAAUCAUAUAACAACUUGUGUUCCGCUUUUCCUUUAGAGCGUGGAUUAGAAGUUUUCUUAUUGCAAGACAUUGCACCUCCUGUAACCGUAUCCGAGCACACACCGCAUACUUUAUAUGUUAGUCAUUCGUUGUUCUAUACCAACUGCUUGUUUUGGCACCUCAGAUUUACUCAACUCCAUUUUUCCUCUUACAUUCCAAUGAAAACGAUCCCGGGUGAUUACUUUGUCCGCAUGAAGUUACCCAACUUACUUCAGUUGUUUCCUUUUUUACGUUUAUUAAAUUAUUGGAACUAACUUGAU